Molecule: messenger RNA, 1875 nt
Organism: Nicotiana tabacum (common tobacco)
Lineage: Eukaryota; Viridiplantae; Streptophyta; Magnoliopsida; Solanales; Solanaceae
Source: RefSeq, a predicted model, not a curated record
ACAGACUAAAAAGGAAAGCACCUCAUCUAAUUUGAAACGGAGGGAGUAUAAUUUUUGAUAAAACACAGGAAAGUACUGAGUAGACAGAAAUAGAGAUGAGUGAAAGCACAAUUGCUGAGAGCAGUAGACAUCCUAUAUCAAUGAUAUGAAUAUGUUAGGAAAAAAUUGGUGCUGUUCUUGAAAAUUAUUUGUGUACGUCUACUUUUGGUGCAGCUCUGUGGUUUGUUUGUAUAUCUACUUUUGAUGUAUUUUUGGACUUUGUCGGCUCUCUAGUUUUGUAGCACUUCAACUGUAAAUGAGCUAACAAACUUUGUUUUGUAAUCUUUUUGCAUCUUCUUGAUGCCUUUAAUGAUAUCCUGCUUACUUCAUAAAAAAAAAAUGCAUGAAAGGUUUUCCGUAAACUGGAGAGGUCAAUAAUGCACCAAGCUUUGGCUUGAAAGCUAAUUUGAGAUUGUGGUGGUUGGUUAUUUGUUUGUAACAAUUAUGCUUGAUUUACUUAUGUGCAGAAUCUUGAUUGUUUUUUGUUGUUCCAAAUCUUGGCUUUGUGAGAUUGUCGCGAAAAAAAGACAGUCAACUAUAAGGGCCAGGGAAAAGAUUCUGCUCUGCUAAAAUUAAGAAAUCCUCAACAAUCAGGGGGAAUUUAAGUGGCAUUAUGUCUUUGCAGAAAGCUCUUUUACUUCCCCAAGGGAAUUUGUUUUCCAGCAUUAUAAAGUGUAUUUAAUUUUGUUUCAUUUUUACCUCCUGGUGAAAUAUCGAAUGUUGGCUGUCUGAAGAGUCUUGCUGCUUCCCGUUUUUCUGUUCUGUCAUUGAAAUGAUCUACUGGUUGCAGAUUGUUGAUGGAAGACUGAUUUUUGUGGAAGUUGCUCAGAAUACACAAGCUACAGAAAACAAAACAUCCCGUAAAUAACUUUCUCAUAAUUCAGCAUACACAUCAUGGGAGAAUUUUUGGUCAUUGCUCAAUCCUCCAUAGUGCUUCCUAACUUUCGCGUCCAAGCUUGGAGUCAAAGGCAGCAUUUCUUUGCUCAUAGUCAGCCAUUGAGGUCACUUUGUUCAUCUCUACAUCCAUUGAAUACCCCUUGCACGAUGUACCCAAACUUGUCCACUCGAUCAAAGCCUUCCUACUGGGGAGUCAAAGGCAGGGUUGUCUCUGAUUCUACAAUGCCAACCACCUUCACUGUUGAUUCAGCAGGGCCGGGAAUUGAUAUUCUGCCAGAGACAGGUGGUGGUGGAGAUGAUUCUGGGAGUGCAAAUGGCGGUGGUGGUGGUGGGGGAGAUGAUGGUGGCAAUAAUAAUAAUGAUGGUGGCAACGAGGGGGAGUCAGAUGAAGGCAAGGAUCAUAACAAUAAAAAGAAAAUGGCCCUUUCGAUGUCCCAAAAACUGACAUUGGGCUAUGCUUUCUUGGUUGGAGCGGGUGGUUUUAUGGGUUAUCUGAAGAGUGGCAGCACGAAGUCACUGAUUGCAGGUGGAGUUUCUGCCUCCCUUUUGUACUCUGUUUAUGUUAUGCUUCCAACACAACCUGUUUUGGCAUCAUCAAUGGGUUUCGUCCUCUCGGCUGCACUUCUGGGAGUAAUGGGAUCUCGUUUUCUGAAGUCAAAGAAGGUUUUUCCAGCUGGGGUUGUCUCCUUUGUGUCUCUUGUUAUGACUGGUGGUUAUCUGCAUGGAAUAUUGCGCACUGCACAUUAGAUCCCUAAACUAAGCUAUUGAUCAACAUGGACAAUCGUUAGUGUCUACUCUCUACUGUUGAUUAUAGUUUUCCUAUCUGUUUGAAUUUUGGAUUUUGCGAAGUUUCCUAAGCUGUCGGGCUCCUAUAACUCUCUGGUGGACUCUAAUGAUGCAUCAAGGCUUACUUUAUUAGCCCUCUGUUUCUGUCGUCUA